CCUUCACCUACAUCACAUUUAGCUUGAGUUCAGUCUGAGGCUCAGACAGUCAGCAGCAAGACAACAUGGAAGACACAGCGCUUUGCCACAGACUGCUGGUGAUUGUAGUGCUGCUGCUCACUGCUCAUGGUCAGAACAGUUACAUUGUUCACAAAGCUGGUGAGUGGAGAUGCACAUUUUCCUCAUAUUGAUCCAAACCGACUGCAGUUCUUUGAAUAUGAAUCCUUCUCAGUUAAUUGUGCUGGGUUCCACAACCCAACUGAAUGGAGAGUGAUGAGAAAGGUUUCCCCAAAUGCUUCUCCACAGGAGGUAUCAACAGGAUAUUUGAACAUUAAACCAGCCUUUGUAUCUCACAGUGGAGAAUACUGGUGUGAAAAUGGAGACGGAGAGAGAAGCAACAUCACUGUCAACAUCACCGUAACUGCUGGUUCUGUGAUCCUGGACAUUCCUGCUCUCCCUGUGAUGGAACGAGAAACUGUAACUCUGUGCUGUAGAAAAAAGGCAUCGUCCAACCUCCCAGCUGAUUUCUAUAAAGAUGGCCGCUUCAAUAGGACUGUAUAUAAAGGCAAACUGACCAUUCACAAUGUUUCCAAGUCUGAUGAAGGACUCUACAAGUGCAAAAUCUCCGGAGCUGGAGAAUCAGCUGAGAGCUGGCUGUCUGUCAGAGCAAAUAUUCUUCCCGCACUUGAAGACACAACACCUCAAAAUGGUAAAGAGACUCCUCUUCCUCUGCGCCCUGACUCCAUUCAGCUCUACAUCCUGUUAUCGGCCGCUUUUGCCAUUUUGUGUGUGGUUCUGCUGCUGUUGGUGGUGGGACUAGCUCAGUGUCGGAAACAUAGAGUAGCAUGCUUUUCCUCUGAGAUGCCAACAACAGAAUCAGAAAUAGUGUAUGAACUUGCCAGUGAAACUGAUCCACAAUUAGAUGCACAUGCUAAAGUCAAAAAACACAAGAAGAAGAGAGUUGGUAGAGAGGCAAAUGCAGUGGAUCACACUACGGAUGUGACAUAUGCUACUGUUACAAAGUGGAAGGAAAGAGUUUCCAGAAAGGCAAAUGUAGCUGAAACAAACAAUGUAAUAUACGCUUCUGUGCAAAACAGCAGAAGCAGACAGGUCACUGACAGGAGGAACAUCAACUGAAUGAUCGAGUAGAGACUCUUAAAGCACUGUAAUGCAAUAAUACUUAGUGAUUCUAUGUACAUUGUUCAUAUUAUUUAUGAUACAUAUUAAUUGGCUGUUGUGUAUCUGGUCUACAAGUGCUGCUUGUUUAUUGAUUAUAUAGCAUUUUGAACUUUGUCUCUCUCAUCUAUUUCACUGGGUGGACCAGUGUUGAUCAGUGAGAUAUUUCAAUGUCUAUUCUUUAAUUGUGUCUGUGUAGAUUGCUCCUGCAUUGUAAUGACCUAAAGCCACUGAGCUAUGCUGAUGCUUGAGUGAGUCUUGUUAUGAAUGCAGAAGUUUUUUUACUUUUAGGGUCAAAGAAGUCAGCAGUUUCCAAAUCUUCUAUUUUUAAGACAAUUAAAUAACAUUUAGAAAUAAAAUGAAAACACUUUAGUUCUUGCCCUUUGUUGAACAGCUAACAUCAAUAUGUUUUGGUUACUAAAAUAAAGAAAGUAUACA
This is a messenger RNA of Dicentrarchus labrax (European seabass), 1614 nucleotides long. RefSeq lists its product as uncharacterized. NCBI's taxonomy places the organism in Eukaryota, Metazoa, Chordata, Actinopteri, Moronidae. Gene Ontology annotation, biological process: cell surface receptor signaling pathway. Gene Ontology annotation, molecular function: transmembrane signaling receptor activity. The coding region runs from base 127 to 1137 and encodes 336 amino acids. The transcript is spliced from 10 exons. The record is from RefSeq and is a predicted model, not a curated record.